Molecule: messenger RNA, 192 nt
Organism: Chlorella variabilis
Lineage: Eukaryota; Viridiplantae; Chlorophyta; Trebouxiophyceae; Chlorellales; Chlorellaceae
Exons: 2
Source: RefSeq, a predicted model, not a curated record
UGUGCUGCCCGUGCCUGUUGGCCGGGCUGUUCUGUAUGCUGCAGUAGACUGUGCUGCAUUGCUGGAUUCUGGGCGCCCUCUUGUGCCCCAUCAGGCGCCACCCCACCUGCCAGAUGGAAUGAGCAAUGCUGCCGACCUGCUCUCUCCCCUGCCUGUUCCCCACCAUCUGUCUGUCAGCCUGCCGCGGCCCUC